AUUCAGCACCGCCUCCCGCCUCGAGAUCAGCAACAGCCGCUGCCGUACAGAAGAUCAGGUAGCUGAAGAAAAAGGCUGCUGACAUCCAUUCGGCAAGGCACUGGCCGAUCGCAAUAUUGCCGUUGUGACGUCGUCCAAGCGCCGGCAAAGUGUAAAUCCCAAGAAGCUUGUCGUGUUGCUGUUUUGUUGUCGCCAUCGAAAAAGCCUCCCCGUCGUUCGUCGGGAGUCGACCACGUCACGUCACCCGCCCUCUCGAGACCUCCAACUGGGAAGCGAAGCUUGUCGUCUCUGCUGGCUUCCUUCUUUAUUUGUGCGCCUGUCCGACUUUCUUCAGCCGUUCCUGUUCGCGACUGUUGCAUCUUACGACUUCCACUCGCGUUCCUUCCCAGCGGCCCCAAACCACCCGACCCGCCUGGCUGUUUUUGACCUGCCCCUGUCGACACCUCAAAUCACGACUGUACCUGGUCGCUAUACCUAGUCGCCAUGGCUGUCGCACGUCCCAUCCUCGCCAUCACCGCCAUCAUUCUGACUGCUGGAGGCAUACUGCUGCAAUUCUUCGUCAUUCUCUCCGGAAUCAACAGCAGCCCACUGAACCGGGUGUACUUCCUGCAGAGCACCUCCAACGGCAUCAAUGGCAGCCCAGGAGCUCGCGCCACUGGUCUCAACCCAGUACGAUGGACUUACCUCGCCAUUUGCGGUGCUAGGGGCAGCCGCAAUGCGGAUUGCUCCUCCAGAGGCGCUGCCAUUCCAUUCGACUUGGAGCGUAAUUUUGGCACGACUCAGGGUGUCCCACAAUACUUCCUCGACCACAGCAGCUACUACUACUACACGAGCCGCGUCGCCUGGGCCUUCUACCUGAUUGCCAUCUUCUUCGCCGUUAUCACCUUCUUCAUCAGCUUGCUCGCCAUCUGCGCGCGCCUCGGAGCCUACCUUACUGGUUUCUUCGGCCUGCUCGCUUUCAUCUUCCAGACAAUUGCUGCUUCCCUCAUGACCGCAUGGACUGUCAAGGCACGAGACCAUCUCAAUUCGAACGGACAAUCCGCCAGACUCGGCCGUUACGCCUACGGCUUCACAUGGGCAUCCGUGGCACUCUUCCUCCUGGCCUCGAUCCUGGUCUGCAUUGGAGGAAGUGCUGGCAAGAACACCAACAAGCAAAAGAAGUCAUACUUUGGUCGCAAGAGGAGCACACGGAGCCGGGGAAGUUUCAUCGACAACACCAGUGACCGUCAUGUGGUCAAGGAAGAGUACGAGUAAGCUCGUCACCACAAAAAAAAAGGAGAGAACACGUACCUGCAAUGCUUUUGAAAUCAUCAAAAACGACAGAGAAAGACAUGAUGAGCAAGAUGUGUGCAUGUGAAAGAAGAAGGAGGAGGAAGAAGACGAGAAGAGGAAAGAUUUGCGAUCUUGUCCACGACACCCAUGUAUUGACGCCUCACGACAGCAGUGGCCAGUUUGUACCAGAAAGUGUGCAUAUAUGAUACCACCCAGAAAGAAGAAGCAAGGAAAAGAUAUGUAAUGUGUUUUAAUGAUACCUAACUACAGUAUACCUACCAUACUGC
Sphaerulina musiva SO2202 is the source of this 1559-nucleotide messenger RNA. Its product is annotated as cortical patch protein. The coding region runs from base 484 to 1254 and encodes 256 amino acids. Gene Ontology annotation, biological process: endocytosis; septin cytoskeleton organization; fungal-type cell wall organization. The record is from RefSeq and is a predicted model, not a curated record. The transcript is spliced from 4 exons. Gene Ontology annotation, cellular component: plasma membrane; membrane raft; cell cortex. NCBI's taxonomy places the organism in Eukaryota, Fungi, Ascomycota, Dothideomycetes, Mycosphaerellales, Mycosphaerellaceae.